GUGGCUGCUUAGUGUACAUUUGAAAGGGGUGUUGUUGUCUUGAGAACAAACUUCUGGUAAGUUACCAAGGAACGUUGAGUGUGUGGUGUAACAUAACCUAUAAAUACACCAUGUAGUACCUGGUAGUUGAUCCCUUCUAUGGCAGUUACAGAUAAGGUAAGGGAGUUAACUCCGUACACAUCUUCUUCACGUACUACCUAAGGUAGGUACGGCAGUUAAGGUAGGUAUUCUUGCAUUGUACAUACAUACUGUAUCUGCUGCCACUUUUAGUUUUGAUGCUGGUGGAGAAUUGGAUUCGCCGCCCAAGCUGAUAACGUUAACGGCCCCCGCUCCCUUCGUUAUCGCAAGCUCCCCCGGCCAAAAAGCGAAUUCGACUCGGACGAACUUGAGGUGAACAACUUGGAGUAUAAAGCCGUCAUCAAAACAUCAGUGUUCUACAGCCCGCCAUGUGUGCCAAGCGCGCUCGCGACGAAGAUGCCAUCUCCGAGGCGGGCACAUCACCGGCGCCCGAGGAUACCAGGAAGCCGAAGAAGGCCAAACAUGGCUUCCGCGUUGGACCUGAAAAUCUGCCCGAUGGCCCAUGGAGGCGCAAAGUGACCAAGAUCAAGAAAGAGCUCAUUACCAAAGCCAAGGUCAAAAAGCAGUACGCCAAAAUCAAGGCAGAGCACCAAAAGCAGGCUACUGCAUCCACAACCACACAGACAGUGACAGAAGAGAAUACAAAAGCAGAAGACAGCGCCGGCGCACCGGCUCGCUCAGAGCCGCAGCAGCAAGAGCACGAUUUUCCACCCCCCGCACCAGCCCAAAUCCAUCCCUACCGUCAAGCGAUGCUGGGCUCGGCCUCCCAACCCUCGAAGCUCGAUAACGAGGAGUCUCAACCAAAGCAGCCGGACCAACAAGUGUCAGGCGAAGACACCGCUGGUGCACGACCGGAACGCCGUCAACAGCGAAGACACCCCCGGAAACAACGGCCAGAUUACUUUGCCAGGGAACUCGCGGCGGCCGAGCGCGCCAAGAAGCAGGCCGAGGAGCGCGCGGCCGAGCUUGCGCGGCGCGAGCAGGAGAGACAGCAGCGCAUUGCUGAGCGCGAGCGGUAUCGCAAGAUGAUGGCGAAGGCUAAAACCCCUGGGAAGGACGGGAAGCGGAAGAUUGGGCGGGAGGGCAAGGUGCUGUUGGAGAGGGUCAAGAAGGUUAUGGGGGAGAAGUGAACCCCAGAAGAGGAGAAGAGAAGCUGGAUUACUGAGUUGAUAUUGUCUAAGGCAUCUAUCUCACCUUGUAGUGUUUAAGCUUACUGGUACGAAGCCUGUGUGGAUGGAUGAGAUGGGAGAUGGACAUUUUACCAUUAUGAUACCCGGGACCUGGUUGGCCACUGAAUUGAAACUGAGAUGGCAGACAAGAAGGAAUAUUGGUUUGAGGAGCGAGCCUGAGCGUGCCCGACUGGAAUGGUGAGUCGGAAUCGUACGGUAGGAACCUGGGACCGUCUAUGUAGUGUACCUACUGUGGGCGUGGUAUGCACCUUAGGUAUGUAGGGCAUAUAUGUACUCUAUGUACUUGUACAUAUAGUAAUACAACCGGCCCUCUUCACAACGACCGGGUCCUGGCAGGCCCACACAUUGCCAGG
Chaetomium strumarium is the source of this 1621-nucleotide messenger RNA. RefSeq lists its product as uncharacterized. The transcript is spliced from 2 exons. The coding region runs from base 447 to 1208 and encodes 253 amino acids. NCBI's taxonomy places the organism in Eukaryota, Fungi, Ascomycota, Sordariomycetes, Sordariales, Chaetomiaceae. The record is from RefSeq and is a predicted model, not a curated record.